Messenger RNA from Tuber melanosporum (Perigord truffle), 1240 nucleotides. RefSeq lists its product as uncharacterized. The transcript has a single exon. The coding region runs from base 130 to 1080 and encodes 316 amino acids. The record is from RefSeq and is a predicted model, not a curated record. NCBI's taxonomy places the organism in Eukaryota, Fungi, Ascomycota, Pezizomycetes, Pezizales, Tuberaceae.
CGUGAGGCGAGGUGGUACUCGAGUACUUAUACCGCAGGUUCUCCCUUCUGCGGCCUCGUCCCUCCUCCCACCAUAGUCCAUCCCAAGACCCCGACAACCCUCGAUAGACUACCGUCAUAACAAAGUACGAUGAAGAACUUGGCGCAAUUGUGCUUCCUCGCAGCCCUCGCGGUCGUUCCAUCACUGGCAGCAGACCUGGGUCCCCAGUUCCAACCCGACUUCCAGCCAAUGGACAAACCCAAUUUCGAAGAGUUCUACCCAGGAAUUGUUCCUGCCACUAAUGUGCCCGGGCUCGGAAAGCGGCAAGGCUCGUGUCCUACGGCCAACAGCUUCCUUUGUCUGAACACAGGAAGGUGCUGUCCUGUAGGCUACACUUGUAAUGGGGAUACCGUGAAUGGGUGGUGCUGUCCAAUUGGCGAAUUUUGCGACUCGUCGUUUACUUUUUGCCCUGCCGGACAAACGGAUUGUACCAAUCUCAUAGGUGUUAGCGGGUGCUGUCCUACUGCUACGCACAGGUGUUCAAACUCUACCGGAACCCCGGGGUGCGCGAGACUAAGCGGUUCAAAUACCCCCACCAACAUUUGCGAUCCUGGGACUUUUAUGUGCGCGGACGGCUCCGGUUGCUGUCCUGACGGAACGAGAUGUGUCGCCGGGACAACGCUCUGCCGGAAGCCGUGUGAUCCGGGAUUGAUCGAAUGCCCUUCUGGCGGGUGCUGUGAACUGGGAUUCGCUUGCGAUGACGCCGCUGGGCUGUGCCGGAGGACCUUGAGUAGUGGGUCAAGUAUAAGACCGUCUUCAACAAGAGCCGCUACCAUCCCAACUCUCGAGAACCCUUUCACCUCAAUUUCAGCAAGACCAACCUCCACCGUCGAGCCCGCAUCACCCACUGGGGACGAAAAUCCCCAGACCGAUUUAGGGCCCCUGGAUACAGACCCCAGUCGCAGUCGCAGUCGCGGUCCCACUCCCACUCCCCGUGUAGCAACGACGAGUGGUGGAAAUGUCCUAAAGCCAGGGGGAUGGUUGGGGGAAUGGUUAGGAGGAUUCGGAACUGUGUUUUUCCUUGUUUUCUUCCAUCUGUAAAUAUCAGCAGCCUUCUUUCUUUCUUUCUCAGCAGGGCAACGAUGGUGGAUGAUAUUAAUGGCAUUUAAUACGGGUAUGAGAAUAGCAUUAUUAUAAUUUUGUCAUGAAUAAUAUAUAAAACGUAUUGAUGUAUGGAUGGAUGGAUGGAUUGACUAUUAAA